This is a messenger RNA of Dama dama (fallow deer), 966 nucleotides long. Its product is annotated as olfactory receptor 5M5-like. The coding region runs from base 1 to 966 and encodes 321 amino acids. NCBI's taxonomy places the organism in Eukaryota, Metazoa, Chordata, Mammalia, Artiodactyla, Cervidae. The transcript has a single exon. Gene Ontology annotation, biological process: sensory perception of smell; G protein-coupled receptor signaling pathway. Gene Ontology annotation, molecular function: olfactory receptor activity; G protein-coupled receptor activity; odorant binding. The record is from RefSeq and is a predicted model, not a curated record. Gene Ontology annotation, cellular component: membrane.
AUGUUAAAGGAAAACUACACGGAAGUGACUGAGUUUAUUCUCCUGGGACUGACAGAUCGAGCUGACUUGCAGCCUGUCCUUUUUGUGGUCUUCCUAGUCAUCUACCUGAUCACAGUCAUUGGCAAUAUGAGCAUGAUUUUAUUAAUCAGAAGUGACUCAAAGCUUCAGACUCCAAUGUACUUCUUCCUCAGCCACCUCUCCUUUGUAGAUCUCUGUUAUGCUACCAAUGUCACUCCUCAGAUGCUGGUCAAUCUCCUAUCCAAGAGAAAAACCAUUUCCUUCCUUGGUUGCUUUACACAGUUUGACUUUUUCAUUUCCUUGGGGCUCACAGAUAGCUAUAUGCUCACAGCAAUGGCUUAUGACCGCUACAUGGCCAUCUGCAAACCCUUGUUAUAUGGCAUCAAAAUGUCCCGAGGUGUCUGCCUCUCUAUCGUUGCUACGUCUUAUAUUUAUGGCUUUGCAAGUGGUCUUGCACAGACCAUCCUGAUGCUCCGCCUCACCUUCUGUGGACCCAACGAAAUCAACCACUUUUAUUGUGCAGACCCACCGCUCUUAGUCCUGGCCUGCUCAGAUACUUAUGCCAAUGAAACUGCCAUGUUUGUGGUGGCUGGUUCCAACCUCAUCUUUUCUCUCACCAUCAUCCUCAUCUCUUACAUUGUCAUCUUUACAGCCAUUCUGCAAGUGCGUUCUCCAGAAGGGAGGCACAAGGCCUUCUCCACCUGUGGGUCUCAUCUGACAGUUGUCGCUAUGUUUUAUGGGACACUGUUCUGUAUGUAUCUGAGACCACCUUCUGAGGCAUCUGUAGAACAGGGCAAAAUUGCAGCUGUUUUUUAUAUCUUUCUGAGUCCUAUGCUAAACCCUUUGAUCUACAGCCUUCGGAACAAAGAUGUUAAAAACGCAGUAAGGAGAGUUAUUCAAGAGAAAUUUUCUGUCAAAUUAGGUACACAUUUGGCCAGAGGUCUGUAA